AUGGACCGUACUGGGAUCGCCGCGAAUUUCAGCACGCGCGCGAGGAAAGCUGCGGCCCCCUCGGGCGCCGACGCCCCGUGCUGCUCGAGCGCACCGCGCCUGCUAAAAGGCCCCCCCCCGCCUCGCCCUGGCCGGAAGAGCGGAGGCGAGAGGGAGAAGAGGGGGGAGGCGGGGAAGGGGCGAAGGCAGAGGAACGAGAGCGGCAUGAGCGUACACCCUCGCAAGUCCGCACGGAUCUCUUGGAUCGGCGCUGGGGCCCGCCCCUACCUGGCGAGCGCGGAGCGCGCCCCCAGUGGGCCCGGCGACUGA
Molecule: messenger RNA, 309 nt
Organism: Prorocentrum cordatum
Lineage: Eukaryota; Dinophyceae; Prorocentrales; Prorocentraceae
Source: the annotation of a GenBank genome assembly